This is a messenger RNA of Pyricularia pennisetigena, 1263 nucleotides long. RefSeq lists its product as uncharacterized. Lineage: Eukaryota; Fungi; Ascomycota; Sordariomycetes; Magnaporthales; Pyriculariaceae. Bases 1 to 1263 code for a protein of 420 amino acids. The record is from RefSeq and is a predicted model, not a curated record. The transcript is spliced from 4 exons.
AUGGAGAGUCCACAGAAGAGAUCGUCCUCGAAACACCAUACCCCAGACGCACCCGGGACUCCUAAUCACCCGGAAGAUUCACAGGAGACACAGAUCCUCAAUCCCAGCCUCAUCAAUACCGAGCCUCAAGGCACUCGACCGCAAGUCAGAACCCCCGAACCUCAGACCAGAAGCGGAAGCACCGGUCCAGAGGCACUUUUCACCAGCCCCGGGCAGAUUCCCGACUUCGACUGGGACGACUUCAGAUUGCAGUACGAACAGGCGCUCGCCAAAGCCAACGACAAAGAAUUGGAGCUGCUUCGCGAGUUUGACGGACUGGUCAAGUAUUUCAACGUAUGGGCUGCUGCGGCCUCUGCGCAUGACAACGAACGUGCUGUGAAGCGACUGCAGACACGCCAACGAUACGUCCAGAUUGGCGAAGAGAACCUGGCCCAUAGGAAGCAACAUCUGGCGGAAGUUGUACCUUUCAGAAUCUCCAAUACCAAAAUCAUUACCGAGCUUGUUAUUAACAAUAAUUUGCAGGAUGAUUUGGAGGCUUUCCAUCACAAACACUUCUCCGAGACCGCCUUGUUGCAUUUCGCAACACAGUUCUUGUCAGCGGAGAGUUAUGACGGCGCCGAAGAAGCCGAUUGUGGCGAUGGACUCGGCUAUUAUCCUGAUGGAGUAAAGAGAACUCUCACCGAUGAGCAGAUAGAAAUCUUUAGGCACUCGGAAUUGGAGGCCGAGCGCAGGAAGGCCGAGAAAGCCCGGGACAUGGAUGACGGCGAGAUUGAAGACGAUCAAGCCACGAAUCUGACAGAUAUUACAUCACUACCAAGCGGCGAGACGGAUGCCAAAACGAAAAAGAAAAAGAAAAAGAAGGGAGGUAAAGGCAAAAAUCGUCGACAGGAGGUCAAGCCCGACUUGCGCAAGAGGACAUGGGAUGUCGUCGAUGUUGGCAUGUACAACCUCGAUUACGAUGGAGAAGCUGGUUCAGCAGCUCAUGAAGGAAAUCCAGCGAAACGACGCCAGUCGGAAAUCCAAUCUCGGGGCUCAGCCGACGACAGCAUCAAGCUUUGCUUGGCUGCUGAGGUUGGGCCUUUGGGGAGGAGCAUGUCGAGCAAUAAUCUUCUCUCUGACCUGGCAACACCAAAUCCCCCUUAUUUGUUUCGUUCCUCGAAAUACUUUGAAUGGAUGCUAAAGUUUGACGCGAACAGGGGAGUCCGUUUGCAAAUAAACAAGCCGUGGAACUUCUCAAAUCGUUCAGUGCCAGAAUUCGGAUGA